This is a messenger RNA of Cuscuta campestris, 1749 nucleotides long. The record is from the annotation of a GenBank genome assembly. NCBI's taxonomy places the organism in Eukaryota, Viridiplantae, Streptophyta, Magnoliopsida, Solanales, Convolvulaceae.
UCCGGCAAUCUACCGGCCGCCGUCCGCCGUCCGCCGCCAGUAACUCUGCAAUUUCUUGAUUUUGGCAUCCAUUAUUAUAUGAUUGUUUUCUGGUUCCUUAGUGAAAGAUUAUAAGAACGAAAAUUGUCGAUCUUCGUUCUGGAUUGUCACUGGGGCGGUAAUUUAACUGGAAAGUUGAAUGGAAGAGAAAUUGAAAUUGCUGGCUUUGGUUGGAGCUGGAGCUUUAUUCGGCUCUGCUGCUACUGUUUCUCUCUUGAAGCUUUUCCCUGGGGCGGUUACCCAUGAGGAUACCAAAGAGGCAAUUAAAGCAAAUGGUACUAAUCCUGUCCUAGGAAAGAAGCCUGCAAUGACUCCGCCUGACUUGCUAAGCGAUGAAGUAGUUUGUGAACAAUUAACCAGGAAUAUUCAAUUCUUUGGGCUUGAUUCCCAACAAAAAGUUACUGCAUCAUAUGUUGUGGUAAUUGGUCUAGGAGGAGUUGGGAGUCAUGCUGCAGCUAUGCUUUUGAGGUCUGGUGUUGGCAGGUUACUGCUUGUGGAUUUUGACCAGGUGACAGUUUCAUCACUGAAUAGACAUGCUGUUGCAACAAGAGAGGAUGUCGGUACCCCAAAAGCCUUCUGCCUUGAGAAGCAUUUUCAAUCAAUAUUUCCAGAGUGUCACGUCGAUGCUAAAGUUCUGUUAUAUGAUUCAUCUUGUGAAGAAGAAAUCCUUUCUGGCAAUCCUGACUUUGUCUUGGACUGUAUUGAUAACAUUGACACUAAGGUGUCUCUUCUUGCUGCAUGUGUACGCAGGGGUUUAAAAGUAAUUUCUGCAACAGGAGCUGGGGCGCGUCUGGAUCCCACUAGAAUACGUGUGGCUGACUUAAGAGAGUCAGCUAAUGAUCCAUUGUCUCGAGCUGUAAGACACCGCUUGAGGAAAGAUCACGGCAUUGAUAGUGGCAUUCCAGUAGUUUUUUCUUUAGAAAAGCCGAAAGCCAAGCUUCUCCCCUUUAGAGGAACAACUGGAGAGGAAGAAAACCCUUCAGAUUACCAGAUAGUACCGGGUUUUAGGGUUCGCAUAAUUCCAGUUCUAGGACAAAUACCUGCAAUUUUCGGGCAAGUCAUGGCUUCGUACGUUGUGACCCAACUUGCAGGGGUGCAUGUUCAGAUGGAGCCUGUCGUCAACUUUGACAUGGACCAUUACCAUACCCUACACCAGCGUCUCAUCGAGCACGAAGAGUUGAUAUAUGGGACAUCCAUGCAAGUUGAGGUAGAUGUUGAAGAAGUUAGGUAUGUAGCUAAAGAGUUAUGGCAUGGGAGAAGUGCCAGGGACCUCACGGCUAGAGAUGUUGGGCGUGCAAUGUGGCGCUCAAUCAACGAGUUGAUGCUUGUCAGAUGGGAUAGAACAAAGCCAGCAUCUGUGUCAAACUUGAUCCUUUUGAGAUUCAAUGAGGCGGAAGAGCACGAGUUGAAGACGGUUGAAGAAAUAAAGGAGAGAGAGCCACAAUUCUUUGACAGGGUGGUUUCUGUGUUAAAGGGAGCAGAGUUGGAGUUUGGCUCCAUCCAUUAAAGCCGUCUGUUUUCUUGAGCUUUGCACCGUGUCUAAGAAGAGGGGAGGCCAUUGUUGUUUUGUACGAGUAGUUUAAACUUUAAACUGACAAUUCUAUUUUUUUUUGGUGAUACAUUAAAAAUUAAUGUUCAGUGUGUGUAGUGAAAUUUGCACUUAAUAGGACUAAAAUAUAAAUCAUUCCCCAAUAUAAGACUUAAUAAUAC